Molecule: messenger RNA, 2824 nt
Organism: Phasianus colchicus (ring-necked pheasant)
Lineage: Eukaryota; Metazoa; Chordata; Aves; Galliformes; Phasianidae
Source: RefSeq, a predicted model, not a curated record
CAGGGGUGGCUGGUGGAGGAGGAGGUCAUGGGGCAACGGUGCGUCGUGGUGGAUUAAAGCAUCACGGCGUCGCGGCUGACUGCUGGUGGUCAGCUGUUCGCCAUGAGCCAGCAGUGUCACCUGGCGGCCAAGGUGGACAAUGGGGUUUCCAUUGGCCAAUGGUUGAGCAAGAGGGUGACAAUGUGUCUUCGUGGCCAAGAGGGCCAAUAGGGUCCUGGUUGGUCAAUGGUUGGCUAAAAGGGUGACAAUGAGCCAGCAGUGUGAGCUGGUGACCAAAAGGGCCAGCAGGGUCCUGGUUGGCCAAUGGUUGACCAAAAGGGUGACAAUGAGCCCGCAGUGUGAGCUGGCAACCAAGAGGGUCAAACAGGGUCUUGGUCGGCCAAUGGUUGGUCAAGAGGGUGACAAUGAGCCAGCAGUGUGAGCUGGUGACCAAGAGGGCCAGCAGGGUCCUGGUUGGUCGAUGGUUGGUCAAGAAGGGGGCAAUGAGCCAGCAGUGUGAGCUGGUGAACCAAUGGUGACCAAGAGUUGACCAAGGGUUGAGCACAGGGUGUUUGUGAGCCAGCAGCGUGCCCUCGUGGCCAAACUGGCCAAUGGUGACCCGGUUGGCCAAUGGCUGACCACAGGCUGACCGGUGACUGACCAGCAGUUGGCCAGUGGCUGAGCACAGCCCACGAAGCAGCACUGUGCCCCGCUGGCCGAAGGCUCCCUGUGGGGCACCGCACGGAGCACAGCCAGCAGGCAGGGAGCAGCUCCCCGCUCUGCGCUGGGAGCCCCAUCCGGAGCGCUGGGCCCGGUGCUGGGCUCUCUCCCCAGUUUGGGGCAGACUGGGAGGUGCUGGGAGCCCCUCCUGGUGGAGAUGGGCUGAGAGCCCCGGGGAGAAAAGGAGAGCGGGGCUCCGCGCAGCGCUGAUCCACUCCUGGCGGGGGAUGAGGCCGCGCUCCGCCGGGAGCCCCGCUCAGAACAGCCGCUCCAUUCGGGGCUCCAUUCCAAGAUGGCUGCUGCCACGUCUUCCGGCGCCGCUUCCGCCCUCUUUCACGUGACCGCAACACAACCGUUUCCUUUUCCGGUCACGUGCCCCCUCCCCCGCGCCGCCAAGAUGGCGCUGUGCAGGGCGGGCCGCUGCGGGGCGGUGCGGCUGUGGGGUUCCGCUCCUCCCCUUCUGGCGGCGCUCAGUCCUGUUGGUUUGUGUCCCUCUGAUGGCACUCUGCAGUUCCGCAGGGAUGUCCUCAAGGCCGUCCCUGUUGCUCUCAUCGCCAUUCCGCCCUUCGCCAACUUCCUGGUCCUGCUGCUGAUGUACUUCUUCCCACGGCAGCUCCUCAUCCGCCACUUCUGGACGCCGCGGCAGCAGCAGGAGUUCAGUGAGGAGAACCACAGCGCCCGCCAAGCCGCCUACCCUGCUGUGCUCAGCUGCCUGGACACGGCUGUGCAGUCCCUGCCUCAGCAACAGCUGCAGCACCGCCUGCGGGAGCUCUGCGUCGAGGUGCAGCGCGGCCGCCAUCCCCUCGUGGCUGAGCUCUGUGCUGUGCAGUCGCUGUUCUCAGGUCCGGCCCUGCGCCUGGGGGAGCUGCGGGCAGCCCACCUGCGGGCGCUGAGCCGUGUGCUGUUCCUGACUCCCCUGCUGCCCGCUGUCCUGGUGCGGCGCCGCCUGCGUUCCCACCUCCUGGAGAUCCGGCACCUGGACCGCGCGCUGGCACGCCUGGGCCUGGCACAGCUCUCUGAGGAGGAGCUCAGAGCGGCCUGCUACCUGCGGGGGCUGAACCCCGCGCAGCUGAGCGCGGCGCAGUGCAGAGCGUGGCUGGAGCAGUGGCUGAGGCUGUCCUGCGUGCUGCAAGCCUCUGAGGCGUCCCUGCUGGCCAACAGCAUGGUGCUGCUGUCCCUCAACUACGCAGGAGCGAAGAAAUGAGCGCCGCUGAUCCCUUUGCUGUGGCACCGUGUGCUCUGUGCCCCCCACCCCUGGGGGGGGGUCUGCAGGAGCAGGGCAGGAGGCACUGAAGAGUGGUGAAUGUCAGCUCUUUGUCCUGUCAGGGCGAUGCCACUGCGGCUCUGUCCAUUCCCCCGUGGCCACUGCAGCACUUUAUAUGUAUAUAUGGGGGGGGAACAGGUGUCCCCCUACCCUACAACCCCCCCAAAAGGGACUCAGCUCAGCUCUGCGUGUCGGGUUGGAUUGGAGAGGGGUCCCUGUGCUCCGCUCCACGUGGGAUCUGCGGGGUCACCCCUUCCCUGUGCCCCACUGCGGUGGGGGGGACGCACAAAUGUCCCCAUUCGGGAUGCGGAGCCCACUGAGCGCUGGUGUCACUGAGUUCUGUGCUGGUGUCACUGAGUUCUGUGCUGGUGUCACUGAGUUCUGUGCUGGUGUCACUGAGUUCUGCGUUGGUGUCAUUGGGUUUUGAUGUGAUGUCAUCGAGUUCUGCGUUGCUGUUGAGUUUUCAUGCGAUGUCAUCGAGUUUUGACUUGAUGGCACUGCGUUCUGCAUUAACCACUGAGUUCUGUGGUGCUGUCAUCGAGUUCUUUGGGUGUCGCUGAGUUCUGACGUGAUGUCAUGGAGUUCUGCGUUGAUGUCAUUGAAUUUUGACUCGUUCAGCUCUACGUGAGCAUUGAGUUUGAUGUCAUCAAUUCUGCCGUGCUGUCGUUGAGUUCUGCGUCGGCGUCGUUGAGUUUUGCCUUGCUAUCAUUGGGUUUUGCAUUGGUGCCAUUGAGUUCUGCGUUGCAGUCAUUGAGUUUUGACCUGAUGUCAUUGAGGUCUGCGUGACUGUCAUCGAGAUUUGACUUGCUGUCAUCAAGUUCUGCUUAAUUAAUUAAUUGACUUCUCCGUUGGUGUUAUUGA